GGGGGCCAGGACGAGAGAGCGGCAAAUGGCGGCGGGGCCGGCCGGUUCCCGCGCCGCGGCGAGGUGAAGGCCCGCCUCUCGUCCAAGCCUGAGGAGGCCGCGGCGCCGGCAUGGCCGGGAUCAUCAAGAAGCAGAUCCUGAAACACCUGUCCCGAUUCACUAAGAAUCUUUCUCCAGACAAGAUCAACUUGAGCACACUGAAAGGGGAGGGUCAGCUGACUAACCUGGAGCUGGAUGAAGAGGUCCUACAGAAUGUGCUGGAUCUGCCUACUUGGCUAGCCAUCACUAGGGUUUACUGCAACCGGGCCUCCAUCCGGAUCCAGUGGACGAAGUUGAAGACACACCCAAUUUGCUUGUGUCUGGAUAAGGUGGAGGUGGAGAUGAAGACCUGUGAGGAGCCGCGGCCCCCCAAUGGACAGUCUCCCAUUGCCCUUGCUUCAGGACAGAGUGAGUACGGCUUUGCUGAGAAGGUGGUGGAGGGGAUGUUCAUCGUUGUCAACUCCAUCACCAUCAGGAUCUGUGCCAAGGCCUUCCAUGCUUCUUUUGAAUUGUGGCAGCUCCAGGGCUACAGUGUCAACCCCAGCUGGCAGCAGAGUGACCUUCGUCUAACUCGUAUCACUGACCCCCGUCGAGGAGAGGUUUUAACAUUUAAGGAAAUAACUUGGCAGACACUUCGAAUUGAGGCAGAUGCAACAGAAAAUGGUGAUCAGGACCCUGUUACCACUCCAUUGAGGCUUAUUACCAACCAAGGCAGGAUCCAGAUAGCCCUCAAGAGAAGAACCAAAGACUGCAAUGUGGUAGCCUCCAAGCUCAUGUUCCUGCUGGAUGACCUGCUCUGGGUGCUGACUGACUCACAGCUCAAGGCUAUGCUGAAGUAUGCCGAGUCACUGAGUGAGGCCAUGGAGAAGUCAGCUCAGCAAAGAAAGAGCCUGGCCCCAGAGCCUGUGCAGAUUACUCCACCUGCUCCCAGUGUCCAGCAGACCUGGGCCCAGGCAUUUGGCGGCAGCCAGGGCAACAGUAGCAGCAGCCGCCUCAGCCAGUACUUUGAGAAGUUCGAUGUGAAAGAGUCUUCCUACCAUCUCCUCAUCUCCCGCUUGGACCUGCACAUUUGUGAUGACAGCCAGUCCCGAGAGCCAGGUGUGUCUGCAAACAGGCUCACGGGCGGUGCCAUGCAGCUUACCUUCCGCCAGAUGGCCUUUGACUACUAUCCCUUCCACUGGGCAGGUGACAGCUGUAAACACUGGGUGCAGCACUGUGAGGCUAUGGAGACUCGAGGUCACUGGGCCCAGAAGCUGGUGAUGGAAUUUCAGAGUAAGAUGGAAAAGUGGCAUGAAGAUACGGGCCUGAAACCACCUUGGAAUCUGGGGGUAGACUCUCCCUUCCGGAGGAAAGCAGAUUCUUUCUCCAGUCCCCGAAAGAACCCUCUUGAAAAAGUCCCCUCUCAGGGCCGACAGGCUGCCUUUGGGCCUCCAGCGUGGAAUCGCUUACGUUCUAGCUGCCUGGUUAUACGAGUGGAUGACCUGGACAUCCACCAGGUUUCUACAGCUGGCCAGCCAAGUAAGAAGCCAUCCACUCUCCUGUCCUGCAGUCGUAAACUCCACAACCUCCCUUCUCAGGUCUCUGCCAUUCAUGUGGAGUUCACAGAGUAUUACUUCCCAGAUAGCCCGGAGCUUCCAGUUCCCUGCCCCAAUCUCUAUAUUCAGUUAAAUGGUCUGACAUUUACUGUGGAUCCUGUCAGCUUGCUCUGGGGAAACCUCUUCUGCCUGGAUUUAUACCGUAGCUUGGAACAGUUCAAAGCUAUCUAUAAGUUGGAAGAUUCCAGGCAGAAAGAUGAACACUUGGACAUCCGACUGGAUGCUUUCCGGUUGAAGGUGAACUUCCCACUGGAGAAGAGAGAGCAGGCGAGGCUGCGUCGUCCCCAGGCCCUUGUCUUCUUCACGUCCAGCAUGGUGGCCACCAAUACCCGGCACGCGCCGCACUGUAGCUGCCAGGAUCUCCAAAGUCUCUUCCGGGGUUUCGCUGCCGUUGAGUUCUUUCGCUCUAAUUAUAGUCGCUUUCCCAAGGUUCCGGGUGGCUUUAGCCUGCUGCACAUGCUGUUUCUGCAUCAUGCUUUCCAGAUGGAAUCUAGCUCCCCUCAGCCUAGUCCUCUACCUCCCCACAGGCCCACAGCUUCCCAGGAUCUCUGGUCCAUCCACUUCACCCAGAUCUCCUUGGACUUUGAAGGCACAGAGCACUUCAAAGGCCAGGCCUUGAAUUUUGUGGCGCCCUUCCCCUUGUCCAUUUGGGCUUGCCUUCCUCUUCGCUGGCAGCAAGCACAGGCACGGCGGCUCCUUUUGGCUUCAGAGGGGAGGCUGAAACCAUCAGCCAGCUUUGGCAGUCCCGUCCGUUCUGAGACUCUUGCUUCUGAUUCUGUGUCCCGUCAGAGGUCGAAGACUGAGCGUGAUUUGAGGAGCCUGUCAGGCCUCAUGGAAGUCCCGGACACUGCAAGAGAAGCUAGUGGUGGUGUGGGCCACAAAGGGCCCCUGACCGAGCUGGAGGAUGUGGCAGAUGCUCACCUGCUUGUACAUUCCCCUGCCCAUGUGCGCGUUAGGCUUGAUCACUACCAGUACUUGGCGCUGCUCCGCCUAAAGGACGUGCUCCAGGGGCUUCAGGAGCAGCUGACCAAGGAUACGGAAGCCAUGACGGGCUCUCCCAUGCCAGACCAGAGAGUGUGCAUUGGCGCCCUCUUCCCCAGUGCCGAGGUGGCUCUGCUCAUGCAGCCUGCUCCUGGGACUGCUGGUGCUGACUGUGCAGGCUCAGACGCCACCAGCCUCGCAGACUCAGAGCUCUCUCCUUCGGAGGAUCGGGAGCUGAAGUCGGAUGCCUCUUCAGACCAGGUCCCUGUGAGCCCUGAGAAGGUGCUGGAGGACAGCAGUGCUGGCACUCUGCACGCAUCCCAAGAAAGGCUGCAUGGUGAUGGAGAACUGCAGGACGCGGGUCCACUAGUAGCACGGCCGGCACUCAAGGGCCGUGAGGCAGUCGAGUCCCUACAGGCCAAGAGGCAGAGCAGCGUGCACCCCGCUAGCCCCCCUGCUGUGUUGGCCUUCCCGGCUGGCAGGGAAGCUGCUGUGAAUGGACAAGGGGAGCCUGUGCCCUUGAGAAACAUUGAGGGAGAGCUGUCGAGUGCUAUCCACAUGACCAGGGAUGCCACCAAGGAGGCUCUCCAUGCCACCAUGGACCUCACCAAGGAAGCUGUGUCCUUGACCAAGGAUGCCUUCAGCCUGGGCAGAGAUCGAAUGACCUCCACUAUGCACAAGAUGUUGUCCCUGCCCCCGGCCAAAGAGCCUUUGGCUAAGUCAGACGAGGGGUUGGCAGCCCCAGUGAGCGCAGGUGCUGCCCGACUGCGGUUUUUCUCCAUGAAGAGGACAGUAUCGCAGCAGUCAUUUGAUGGUGUCUCACUGGAUAACAGCGGCCCUGAAGAUCGGAUUUCAGUGGACAGUGAUAGCAGUGACAACUUUGUGACACUUUUAGAGUCCGAGUCUGGCCCAGAAUUGGUUCCACCAGGAUCUCUGACAAGUGUUUUGGGUGAUACUGGAGUUCACGGGGGCCUAGUUGUGGAUAAUUGUGGCCGGGGGUCUCCAGAAGCCAACAGUUCUGUUUCACCCAGUGGUGAUCUCAUCCUUCACUCGGUCUCAGUUUUGGUCCUGAAGGUCAGUGAGGUAUCCUGUGGGAUUGAGGUUCGUGGUGAGGACCUGACUAUAGCCUUGCAAGCAGAGGAACUAACCCUGCAGCAGCUGGGCACCGUGCAACUCUGGCAGUUUCUUCAUGGACAGUGCCCAGGUUCAAGGUUUCAGGAAUCUUCAGAUUUGAAGACUGGCCACAUUAGACCCUCGGUGGGACUUCGCUUUGAGGUGGGGCCUCAUGCAGCUCUUCACUCCCCACUGGCUGCACAGAAUGGCUUCCUGCAUUUCUUGCUUAGUGGCUGUGACCUUGAGCUGCUCACAUCAGUGCUCAGUGGCCUAGGGCCUUUCUUGGAGGAUGAGGAAAUCCCUGUGGUUGUCCCCAUGCAGAUUGAGCUCCUCAACUCCAGUAUCACCCUGAAGGAUGAUAUUCCCCCCAUCUAUCCAACAUCCCCAGGACCCAUCCCCAUCACUCUGGCCAUGGAACACGUUGUGCUGAAGCGGGGUGACGAUGGUGUAUUUCACGUGGGCGCUACUGCUCAGGACAGACCACUGGCUGAAGUGCCUCAAAGCGACAGGCGGCAGCUCAUAGGAGAGCAGGGGUGCCCGAGGCCGGCAGAAGAGGCUUUUGGCCAGCAGGUGAAAGAAGUGGGCACUCUACAGAAAGAACUCAUGGAAACUAAGCAAGCACUGGCUAGUGCCAACCAGGACAGAGAAAAACUUCUCCAGGAGAUCAGGAAAUACAACCCUCUCUUUGAGCUCUGAGAGUAGUGACUCAGCCAGCGGUGCCAAGGAGACAUCACCAGCAAUAGCAGUGCCUGGGACAGAAGGCGCUUUCAGCGUGUGUGAUCUGCUGAGGAUGCCAGAGGGACUGAAGCCUCGCUCCCUUCUGUGCGUGUUGCUUGUUGGCCAUUCUAAGCUGGGUGGAGGACGAGGCUGACACCACAGAGCCCAGGCACUGGGUAGUCCUGUACCUGUGCACCAUGUCUUGCCUGGAUGAAGCCUUUUGUCCUCUGCAUACCAAGUGGACUCUGCUCCCCACUGCAGGGAGAUCCCAUGGCUUCCUUCACAGCUCGUAUGGAUAAGUGCAAGUACUCACCACCACAGUCACCCACAGGGCCACCAAAGAUCCCUCGUCCCAGAGCUUGUUGCAGAACACAUAAAAAGUCCUUGGUCAGUGUUGGUUUGACUAGUGGAGAAGAACAGGAAUUAGUCCAGCUUGGGGGUAGGGGCAGGGCAGCCCUAAUCAGGGAGACAUGGCUUCUUGUUUUGGAAUGGGAACUAAGCUCCUAUCAUUGUGGCUGAAUUUUCAAGGACAAGUUUCUGUUCUGUUGAAUUCCAUCAUUGUGAUGCUGUGGUAGAAAUACAGCAGUAACCAUGUGAUGUUUAAAUCACACUGCACGAGUCACUGUGAGCUGGGCUGAGGGUAAGAUAGGCUAGGGAUCACGAGGAAAGCUUGGUUCUCAGCUCCCUGGAGGCCUGCCCUCUUCCCAGCUGUCCCUGAGAGAGUGCAGCUUCUCUCCUGGGCUUCUUGGUGCCUGCUCUCUCAGUGUUGACAGCCAUGCUCAUUUGGCACUUGGUGGUUUGGGAGCUCAAUGUGUUUGAAACUUGGUUAUAAACAUCUCAGCCUGCUCACUCCCUGUUACUGUGGCUUUUCCCCCUGCCCUGUAAAAGAGGUACCCCCUUUCUCAUUCUUAGAAAGUGUCAUCAUGCUGCUGCUGUGUUGUUUUCCACUGGGCUGACUGGAUGGAGCUCAUUGCUCCCCGGCCUCACCCUGACUUGGCAAGAUGGUAAAUAAUGUUAGUGAUGCCACUAACAUCCUGCAGCGUAACUUCAUGGGGAAUCCUGCUUGACUGGCACCCUAGUUUUGGAGUUAAGAGAAACAGUGCCCAUGAAGGAGCCAGAUCUCAUGUGCUUGGACUGGCAAGGGACUUGUGUCAGGUUCUUCACCGAGGUACACUUUUCCUAAUUUUAAAUUUGUUUCCACAAAUUAGACCUAGGAUUAAAAAGAAAAACAACAAAAAACCUUUCCUGAGAUGUUACAGGUGAAACUUCUUAAGGAUUGAUGCUCAGUUCAACCUUUUUUUUUUCCUUAAAGCACAGUGAAUGACUAGACACCUCACACUGCCCUUUGCACACUAAGCGCUCCUAGAAUUUUGUGUGCAGAAAUUUGGAGGCUGGUCAGUGGGAGACGUACCAAAGACACACCCUAGACCAGUACUAUGACCCUAAGUUACUCUGGCUGCAUGAUGUUUGUGUGGAUUGCUAGAUCUGAACUCAAAAAGAAACUGCUACCAGCCGUAGAUGGAAGCAGUGUACGUCACAGCAGCCAUACAACAUUUUAAAGAAAUAAAUGACCUAAAAGAAUUUAAAAUGAAAUAUGUUGCUACUUCCAGGAGAUGGAAAGUGGAGCAGAGGGACAACAAAAUCAAAACUACAAAGUCACAGAAAGGUCACAACGGGCAGGGGUGUGACCACUCAGAAGUGACUGGUGAGGGCUCACCACAGGAAGUGCGAGAAUGCUCAGCUGAUGCGGCAGGUGCAUGCAGGCUCAGUGGAGUAUGUGUGUGUGGAGGCCUGCUCUAUCUUGUCUCAGACCUCACAAGACAAAACACGACAUGCAUUUGAAAAACACCAGGAAAUAAUCUACAGCCUUGCUGAGUGGAUCAGUGUGCCAGCAUCCUCAGGAAGGAUGCUGUAGACAAGAGCUGUCCUCAUGCCGAGCUAUGGGAAUGGAAAAAUCCAACCACUUGGCAUUUCUAGCAACCUCAUUUAUCCACAGAUGGAGAAGGAGCAGAGGUCUAGAGAAUAGCGACUGUAAGCAGGAGUGGGAUGGAAGGUGAGAGCUGAGGGGAGCGUGUACCCACAGACCCAGCCAAGACCAAAGACCCACUCCUGACACACGAGCUAUAGGGCCGUCACUCAUUUGUGGUGAGGAGCUUGGAAAGCUGGGUGUCCAAGAAGUGGCACUUGAAUUUUCUAAAGUUCUUGGAGGGAAGAGGGAACUCCUGUCACCAGAAAAUAGCAUUAUUCAGCCUCAGGUUCAUCCAAAUUAGUUUCAAAUCACAUCCUUUUUUUCCUGCCCACCCUCUAGCAUCUCUCUAUGAAAAGAUGCAUCAUAUUGCUUGGUGUGUUUUUCCAGUAAGCUUGCAGAGGAGCUGCGUCCGGUCAGUCCAGAGCUGUCAGGUUUCUUAUCCUUGCAGACAAGAGCCUUAUCCACGGGAGGAAAAUGGAGCCUUAGAAUGUCGGACUUUCCUUCCAUGGCAGGUUUGGCCACUGGAACCUCCAUCUUGUGAGACUUCAGUGUGAGUUCAUCCUCCUGUUCACUGGGGGAUGAGGAUAGGAAUUUCUCAUAAUGAAGAAAUGUGAAUUGGUAGGGACCUUUGGGAUGUGUGAAUAAUAAUAAAGUGAAGCAGACAAGUGUCAGCUUUUCUGGACUGCGUAUGCUUUCUGCCUUGAAGCUGCAAGACUGAACAAGAAAUAAUACCUCAAGGACACGUCUGGAGUGACAGCACCACCGUCCCAUCCCUCAGAGGCAUCAGCCACCACACAUCACUUCAGCUGUGAAGCACUUACAACCAUGUGUCACUCAUGACUGUCUAGACUUCUGUUUACACGCAUGUACCAGGGAUGCGCGGUAGCGCAUGGACUAAGCCGUCCUGUACAGGGAUGGCUGCCAAUCUCAAAAGACUGUGCACUCACUGCAGUAAUAGCGUCUCUGAUGUAGAACUACAGUGAGACCUUGACUUGACAGUACAUCUGCCUUCUUUCUGCCACGGGACUCAGCCUGUUACACUUCUAUUCCCCUGAUUCUGAAAGAACAGUACCUGUGUGCAGACAGACAAAAGACCACCCCCCCCCAUCCCGCUCAAACCCACCCGGUAACAAUGCUCCUGUGUAACUCACUUGGUUUCCCCCUCAGAAGCAAGAGUGGGGAGAAGGCAGGUUGAAGUUCAUUCUGAGCCUUUACACUAGGUGUUUGCUUGUCCUCCUUAUGCCUGAACUUCUCAAGCCAGUCACAGUAAUGACAACCGGCUUUGCUACCCAAGCUAGUAUGGGGAUGUGAAUGAGAACUGCCAGUUGUGUCGCUGCCUUCAUCAGUUCUGGGGAGUCGGGUUGAUGCCCUAUCCUUUCAGACAAGAGUCUUUUCCUGCUAAGAGAGGCAUAGUCCAUUCCCCUCAGUAGCUGUUACUGAAGGACAUUUUUCUCCCAACUGCACAAGGGAAGUACUCUUGUAUAACCUAAACAAUGAGGCCUUACUUAGUGGCCAGACCUGGGAUUUGAUCUUCCUCUACUUUUAGCCUUAUCCACUAUCUCUUAAUUGCAUAGGUGUAGUUCCUUCAUGUUAACCCCUGUUACAGCCAAGAGAAACCUUUUUUUUUUUUUUUUGGUCAGUUUCUUAGUUUUUGGUCAAGAGUCUGCCUUCUUUGUGGGAUGCUUUGUUUGUUGAAGUAUCUUCCUCAUGAAGCCAGUGUUUCAUGUAAACCACUCAUGUCAGGUCUGUCCAACUGCGUGAGUCUGAGCUGUUUCCCGCCUCAGGGUGCUAAACAGAAUUAGAAUCUUUACUAAGACUUGCUCAGGAAAGCUUAGAGAGAAAACAGCUUCAAGCCCUUCUCCCUCAACACUGAACUAGGUGGACAGGAAGCAGCGCUGUCAGAAGGGCAGCUGUGCUCAGUAGCCUUACUACUGCUAAUCGCUGUCGAGAAAAGGUCACUCCAUGUUUUGAGGAAAACUACGAGAGUGUAUGUGAUGGACUGGAACCUGGUCAGUAUUGGGAAAUUUUAAUGUUGCAAUAUCUAAUCAAAUUCUGAGUGUACUGGUUCUGUGAACCACCUGAAAAAAGCAAAUUAAACUUACUAAACAAUA
Molecule: messenger RNA, 8525 nt
Organism: Jaculus jaculus (lesser Egyptian jerboa)
Lineage: Eukaryota; Metazoa; Chordata; Mammalia; Rodentia; Dipodidae
Gene: Bltp3a
Product: UHRF1 binding protein 1
Exons: 21
Coding region: 111-4424 (1437 amino acids)
Molecular function (GO): histone deacetylase binding
Source: RefSeq, a predicted model, not a curated record